This is a messenger RNA of Thelazia callipaeda (thelaziosis nematode), 1250 nucleotides long. Lineage: Eukaryota; Metazoa; Nematoda; Chromadorea; Rhabditida; Thelaziidae. The record is from the annotation of a GenBank genome assembly.
AUGGCAAAAGUUUCAAGUAUAGAAAGAUUUUAUACCACAAUUGGCAUGUUACUUCAUUUACUUUUUGUUGCUGGACCACUGGACAUUUGGUACUGGAUUUCAUGCAAAACAAAAUCGGUUAAAGGUCAAACAGUUGUGAUUACAGGUGGUGCAUCAGGAAUUGGAAAAAGAUUAUCAGAGUUAUUUGCCAUUGAAUUAGAAGCUAAAGUUGCCAUUUUAGAUAUUGAUAAAGAAAAUGCUCAAACAACAGUAGAUAAAAUUGUUGAAUGUGGUGGUACUGCGCAGUCUUGGAAGUGUGAUAUUAGCCAACCGGAAGAAAUUGAAAAAUGUGCCAAAGAAAUUGAUAAUAAAUUUGGUAAUGUUGAUAUUGUAAUUUGUAAUGCAGCUGUUUUGUAUAUUGGACGAAUGUUAGAUUUCAAAACGUCAGAUUUACAGAGAUCCGUUAAUGUCAACAUAAUGGGAACUUUAAAUACAAUUCGUGCAUUUUUAAAAUCCAUGGAACAACGAAAUGAGGGCCAAAUUGUUGCAAUCUCAUCAAUUGCUGGUUUUUGCGGUGAAACUUACGGUACCGCAUAUUGCACGACAAAAUUCGCAAUUCGUGGUGUAAUGCAAUGUUUAGAAAUGGAAAUGAAAGAUAGGGGUUUGAAUGGUAUACGAUGUACGACCGUAUGUCCAUACUUCACACGAACACCAAUGAUCCAAAAAAUGAAAAUGAGGCCUACUUCUACUUGGCUACCAUACAUGUCAAUUGAGCGUUGUGCAAGGGAGAUUAUUGAUGCUAUUUUGAAAGAAAAAAUUCUUGCUUUCAUACCGCAUUAUAUUAGCAUUAUUGCACAAUUAAGAGGAUUAUUAUCGGAACGAAUAAGCAAUGCUGGCCGAGAGUACUUGAAUUGUCGUUAUGAACCAUUGAAUGAUGAAGAACUGAAAAUAGAUCAGAUAAGUAUCACGAAAAAAAAUGAUUAUUUUGAGCAGUUGGACGAUAAAGUGAAGUAUACAACGUUUGCCAUUUAUCUUUUACUAGUGACUGGACAUUUUUUGAUGGAAGGUGCGGUGCAACAUAUUAUUCACGCAGUAAUACUAUUUAUUAGCAUAUCAAAUAUACUAAUGGCUAUAUUUGCUUUACACAUUUGUGAUCAGUUGCAUUUUUCGUUCUUGUGUACAUUUCGAUGGUUUAUGCAAAUUAUUAGUUUUGGUUUUUUAUCUUUCAUUCGACUUUAUCUUUUCCAACACUUAUCUAUUAGUGGUUAGUA